This is a messenger RNA of Calliphora vicina (urban bluebottle blowfly), 2735 nucleotides long. It is a transcript of the gene SoxN, whose product is annotated as SoxNeuro. The record is from RefSeq and is a predicted model, not a curated record. The transcript has a single exon. Gene Ontology annotation, biological process: cell differentiation; regulation of DNA-templated transcription; anatomical structure morphogenesis. Gene Ontology annotation, molecular function: DNA-binding transcription factor activity, RNA polymerase II-specific; RNA polymerase II cis-regulatory region sequence-specific DNA binding. Lineage: Eukaryota; Metazoa; Arthropoda; Insecta; Diptera; Calliphoridae.
AAUAUUUAAACAAAAACUUAAUAAACAAAAACCAUUAUGCUUACCAUGGAAUCAGAUAUGAAAGGUGGCAUACUACAUGCCACCAUGCCGCCACAUCAUGCAUCGGCUGCCCUGCAUGGUCAUGCCGCCUCACCUUAUAGUGCUUUGGGUCCCCUCAUGAACUUGGGCCAGUCACACCUGACACAGUCACAUCUAUCGCACCACCACCAACAUCACAUGACUUCACAUUUGGCCAGCCAAAGUUCGGCCGCCGGCAAUGGCACCUCCAGUGCCUUGAGUUCGCUGCAAAACAGCAUGGCCCAGACUUUGAAUGGCAACGCGGUACAACAACAACAACAGCACAAUUCUCCCUUGCAUAGCUCCAGCGACUUGAGUCCCACCCAGAGCUCACACACCAGCGUAGGCAGUCAUCACAUGACCUCGCCAGGACAAAGUCAUCAUCAUGGCUCACACCACCAUUCAGGCGGUAUGGGCGGUCAAAGUACCCCUCUCAGCUCCAGCGGUAGUUCUGGUAAUGGCAAUAUCAACAACAAUAAUAAUUCCUCGGCCGCCAACAAAAAUGCCCAAAAUGCCGCCGAGCGUGUCAAAAGACCCAUGAAUGCUUUUAUGGUGUGGUCUCGUGGCCAGCGUCGCAAAAUGGCCUCGGACAAUCCCAAAAUGCACAACAGUGAGAUUUCCAAACGUUUGGGUGCCCAAUGGAAGGAUCUAUCGGAAACUGAAAAGCGUCCGUUCAUCGAUGAAGCCAAACGUUUACGUGCCGUGCACAUGAAGGAGCAUCCCGACUACAAGUAUCGUCCACGACGCAAGACAAAAACUCUUACCAAGACCAAGGAGAAGUAUCCUUUAGGUGUGGGGGGUCUCAUGCAAUCGUCAGAGCCCAGCACACCCACCGCCAGAACCAGUUCAGCCAACUCGAUCUCGUCGGCAGCCCAACAGGCGGCCAGUGUGAAUCGUGAUAUGUAUCCCAUGAGUGCUCCCAAUGGAUAUAUGCCCAACGGCUACAUAAUGCACGAUCCCUCGGCGGCCGCCUAUCAAAGUCAACAUGGAGCCUACAUGGGCAACUAUCACCGCUACGACAUGGGACAAAUGCAUCAGGCUGCUGCAGCAGCGGGUUCCCUCAACUACAUGAAUGCCGCUGGCAGUGGUUAUGGCAUGUAUAGUACAGUUUCCGGCGGUCAGACCUCUCCCUAUGGCAACAUACAACAACCUGGCUCACCGUAUGGCGGCGGCAGUGCUCAACCACAACCCGGCUCACCGUACGGCCACUCCGGCCAGCCUGGUUCACAAGUCUCCUGCCAAAGUCACAGUCCCAGCGAUUCGAGUGUGAAAUCAGAACCCGUCUCGCCCAGUCCCAUGCACAGCUCGGGCCCCACAUCCGCUCAACAGAAUUCCGCCUCCGCCGCCGUUAUCACCAACAACAACCACAUAAUGAAACGGGAAUACGUGAGUGCCCAGCAGCCGUCUUCAGAACUCAACCACCUUAUGAACAUGUAUCACCUGCCCGAUGGUAUGCAAGCUUCAGCGGCCGCUGCUGUAGCCGCCGCCGAGCACCACCAACGCAACUUAAUGCACUACCAAAACAGUUCGCCCGAUUUGCAACAGCACCAGGCGCACCAGCAUCAUCAGCAGUCGAUGCGUAGCAUGGCUCCACUGGCCCAUAUGUGAGAAAUGGCAAGUGCAUACGGAGGACAUGCUACGCUGCCAACAGUUUCUGCUAGCGCGGAAGUUAAUCCCUGCAGUGGGCUAUCCCUAACAACAAUUCCUGCCCCGCCGUCUAACCACACCGGACACCAUCACAACAACAGCAGCAGCAGUAUUAACAACAACAACAACAGCAGCCUAAGGCAACAACAAGACGAACAGUUGCAUUUGGUGGACACGGAUAAUGCCAACAUCAACCAACAACAACAACAACGUCUGCAACAAAACGAACUGCUGUCCAAUCACUUGCCGCCUACGCAUCAUCAGUUAAACUCAGGUAUUUCUGUAACAGAAAACUUAACAAACGGCGAAGGACGUUCGAAUGGUGCGCUGGCUAUGCAGAGCUUUACAAUAAAUCAGCUUAAUGGACGCUCCAGUCCCACGGCCUCGGGUUCUUCCGGUGGGGGCAGCCGGUCAUCGGCUCAUUCCCUACCCUCACAUUCACCCGCACUGCACCUUAGCAACCACAAUGCUCAGUAUCAGACACAGCAUGGCUCGUUAGAUCCCUGUAGCCCAACUACGGUUGUGACAUCGGCUGCCAUUAUGGGCCGUCUAACGGCCGGCUGUGUGGACACACUGGGCAAUGCUGGUUCAACGGCCGGCUUUACCACGGUAGAUGGCUGUGGCAAUGAUACAUUGUCUUUACUGCAGCAUCAUCACCAUCAUCCACAUUCCCAUCAUUUUUCCUAUUCCACUCUAACUCCUCCUCCCCAUCAUCAUCAUCAUCACCACCAUCCACAUCAUCAUCCGCACGAUGCACCAGGACUGUUGGAUAUAUCCACUUUGUAAAAUACAAUUCAAUACAAACAAAAACAAAUAUUGUAAUUUAAUUUAAAUUAAAUUAAUAGUUUUGGCGUUUUAGUUGUAAAUGAAACAAAACAAAAAAAAAACAAACAAAUAACUCGUUAAUUAAACGUGUAAUGACAAAUUCCAAAUUGUCAAGUGUAAAUUUAAAACAAAUAUAAAGUAAUUUAAACAAAAUAGUAAUUAUACGCUACUAAAAGUAAAUAUUAACGUUAAACAAAAAAAAUAAA